AGCUGCUUCUGUGUUCCUUCCGGCCAAUCAGAGGCGAGCAGCUUUGACGUCCCCGCGGCCGACGUCGACCAAUGGCGAGCGAGCUGAGUUGGAGCAGAGAAGUUUGAGUAAGAGAUAAGGAAGAGGCUGGCGGCCGCUGCGCGCGGAGUCCCACACAGUGCGGCGGCGCCUCUGCCACUCGCCGGCUUCGGCUGUGCCCGGCUUCGCCUCGACGGGUGUUUGGCUUCUCUUUUAAUUAAUCCUCCUCCUCGUCACUGUAAUCAGGGAAUAAAGUAAUCCCACCUCCUUGGACUGAUCCUCAGAGCGACAGAUCAAGCGGCACCUUCUCCCUCGCCAAUGACAGCAUCUCCCACCUAAGAGAAGCAACAGCUUAUUCUGUUGGAGAGGCUCCAUCGCCACCGUGCACCAUUUCACUGUGGACAUUAUACCCUCUUUCAGAUAUGGGAGAUAUGGGAGACCCACCGAAAAAAAAGCGCCUGAUUUCCCUGUGCGUUGGUUGCGGCAAUCAGAUCCACGAUCAGUAUAUUCUGAGAGUUUCUCCGGAUUUGGAAUGGCACGCGGCGUGUUUGAAGUGCGCGGAAUGUAAUCAGUAUUUGGACGAGACUUGUACGUGCUUUGUUAGGGAUGGGAAAACCUACUGUAAGAGAGACUAUAUCAGGUUAUACGGCAUCAAGUGCGCCAAGUGCAACAUCGGCUUCAGCAAGAACGACUUCGUGAUGCGGGCCCGCUCCAAGGUCUACCACAUCGAGUGCUUUCGCUGCGUGGCCUGCAGCCGCCAGCUCAUCCCGGGGGACGAGUUCGCGCUGCGAGAAGACGGCCUCUUCUGCCGGGCGGACCACGACGUGGUGGAAAGAGCCAGCCUUGGCGCUGGGGACCCCCUCAGCCCCCUGCACCCCGCCAGGCCGCUGCAGAUGGCAGCAGAACCUAUCUCUGCCAGGCAGCCGGCUCUCAGGCCGCACGUCCAUAAACAGCCGGAAAAGACCACCCGAGUCCGGACCGUCCUCAACGAAAAGCAGCUCCACACCUUGAGGACCUGCUACGCCGCCAACCCCAGGCCCGACGCCCUCAUGAAGGAGCAACUGGUGGAAAUGACUGGCCUCAGCCCCAGGGUCAUCCGGGUCUGGUUUCAGAACAAGCGCUGCAAGGACAAAAAAAGGAGCAUCAUGAUGAAGCAGCUGCAGCAACAGCAACCCAACGACAAGACUAACAUCCAGGGCAUGACGGGCACUCCGAUGGUGGCGGCUAGUCCGGAGAGACACGACGGGGGCUUGCAGGCGAACCCGGUGGAGGUGCAGAGUUACCAGCCGCCCUGGAAAGUCCUCAGCGACUUCGCCUUGCAGAGUGACAUCGAUCAACCGGCUUUUCAGCAACUCGUUAAUUUUUCAGAAGGAGGCCCAGGUUCCAAUUCCACCGGAAGUGAGGUAGCAUCCAUGUCCUCCCAGCUCCCGGAUACACCCAACAGCAUGGUAGCCAGCCCUAUUGAGGCAUGAGGAACAUUGCUUGCCGUCUCGUGGUCGGUGAAUCUUUUCGCCCCCUGCUGGAGAGAGUGGGAAGGCCAUCACGUUUGGGGACUCGAGAGCAAUGUUUAGACAAAGAAAAGAAACAGUAUUUAAACACAACCUUGUUCAUGAACCUAAGCAAAGAAAACUCCAUGAACUGUCUGAGGAGUCUCGUUUGUCUGGUUUUUUUUUCUUUUUCUUUUUUUUCUUUUGCAAUGUUAAAGGUAGCAACACUGUGAAGACAAUCAUGGGAAUCUUACUCGAAUAAUGCUCAUAAAGAGCCAAUGAAAAUGCUUUUUUUUAAAUUAAAAAAAAGGGAAAAAAAUAAUAAUACCAGGAUCGUAGAAGGAUCAAGCAAAAGACGUUUGUGAAACGUAGAGGAUUUGGAACGGAGGAUCUCCAACCCUUUUCCAUCCUUCAGUGACUGCACAUCUUCAAGAGAAAAAGUCUAGUGUCCACCCUACCCUGAAUGGUGCUCUUUCUAUACCGGCCUCUCCCUUGCAAAAAUAAUAAUGAUAAUGAUAACAAUAACAAUAAUAAUAAUAAUACUAUAAUAAUAAUUUUGGAGGAAAAAAUUACCAAGGAGCUCUUAUAGGUUGCAUUUCCCAAGAUCAAGAGAGGACAAUCUCUAGGCCCCUUCGCCACAGACCGAGUCAUUGCAGGAAGGCGCAGCUCUGCGAGCGGUUUGGAAUUUCUCUUUUUCAGUUGACUUUUCUCAAAGGGGUUGUUCGGAAAAGCUGGGUCUCCCAUCGCAUGUACUGUAGCUUUCUCCCACCUUCUUUACUGGGGGCGGGGGGUGGGGUUCGGUCUGGCUGAACUCCAUCCUGUCAUCUGAAGUCUCCAGUGACAUUUUAUUGUUAUUAUUUAAAGGAGGGAACGGGGUUUCCUUUUCUUUCUUGGUUUCUGUUUUUCUGCUCUUCUCUCUCUCUCUCUCUCUCUCUCUCUCUCUCUAAUCCCAAUUUAAAACUUCAUUCGCAACAAGGUACCUCUCUGGCCACCAAACCGAGUCCCUGUGUUUUUGACUCGCGUCCGUUUAAUAACAUUCCCCUCCUUCCCCCAAAGAUGUGUAUAGUUCUUGACUUAAAAGUUUUGGUUUUUAUUUGUUUCCCUCUCAAUGGACUGGGUUUCCUCUCUGUCUUUCUCUUUCUCUCUCUCGCUGGAAAUAAAGAGGAGGGGGGUAAAACUUUUGUUUGUUCUCGCAUUGCAAAAAUUAUAAAGUAAUUUAUUAUUUAUUA
Hemicordylus capensis (graceful crag lizard) is the source of this 2734-nucleotide messenger RNA. It is a transcript of the gene ISL1, whose product is annotated as ISL LIM homeobox 1. Gene Ontology annotation, cellular component: nucleus. The record is from RefSeq and is a predicted model, not a curated record. The coding region runs from base 441 to 1490 and encodes 349 amino acids. The transcript is spliced from 6 exons. Lineage: Eukaryota; Metazoa; Chordata; Lepidosauria; Squamata; Cordylidae. Gene Ontology annotation, molecular function: cis-regulatory region sequence-specific DNA binding; DNA-binding transcription factor activity, RNA polymerase II-specific. Gene Ontology annotation, biological process: positive regulation of transcription by RNA polymerase II; axonogenesis; neuron fate specification.